AUGACUGCUUCAGUUCCACUGCUCACAUCUCCAGUGUCACCUCCAGCUCCCAGGCUCACGUCUCCGGUUCCCCGGCCUGCUCAGCCUGCGAAGGUCCUGUCUGCUCAGCCUGCAGAGGUCCUGUCUGCUCAGUCUCCAGAGACCCUGCCUGUUCCACCUCCGGAGGCCCAGCCUACAGAGGACCAGCCUCCAACGCCUGCUCUAGAGUCUGCUCCGCAGCCUCCGAUGCCUGCAACCCCGUACUGCUCCUCUCUUCUGGUUCCUGUUCCUGAGGAGGUCCCUGGUCCGGACGCUCCUCUCCCUCUUCUGGUCCCCGGUCCUCCGCCAGAAGUAAUGGAUUCUGUUUGUCUUCCAGAGCUCCAGCUCCAGUCAGCGCGCAGCCCUAAGCCGCAGCUCCAGUCAGCGCGCAGUCCUGGGUUCCAACUCCAGUCAGCGCGCAGCCCUGAGCCGCAGCUCCAGUCAGCGUGCAGCCCUGAGCCGCAGCUCCAGUCAGCGUGCAGCCCUGAGCCGCAGCUCCAGUCAGCGUGCAGCCCUGAGCCGCAGCUCCAGUCAGCGCGCCUUCCAGAGACCCAGCUCCUGUCAGCGCGCCUUCCAGAGACCCAGCUCCUGUCAGCGCGCCUUCCAGAGACCCUGCCUGCCCGUCCGUCGCCAGAGAUCCUGCCUGCCCGUCCGUCGCCAGAGAUCCUGCCUGCCCGUCCGUCGCCAGAGAUCCUGCCUGCCCGUCCGUCGCCAGAGAUCCUGCCUGUCCGUCCGUCGCCAGAGAUCCUGCCUGCCCGCCCGUCGCCAGAGAUCCUGCUCCGGUCUGCCCGUCCGCCUGGCCGUCCGCCAGAGGUCCUGCUCCGGUCUGCCCGUCCGCCUGGCCGUCCGCCAGAGGUCCUGCUCCGGUCUGCCCGUCCGCCUGGCCGUCCGCCAGAGGUCCUGCUCCGGUCUGCCCGUCCGCCUGGCCGUCCGCCAGAGGUCCUGCUCCGGUCUGCCCGUCCGCCUGGCCGUCCGCCAGAGGUCCUGCUCCGGUCUGCCCGUCCGCCUGGCCGUCCGCCAGAGGUCCUGCUCCGGUCUGCCCGUCCGCCUGGCCGUCCGCCAGAGGUCCUGCUCCAGUCUGCACCGCCGUCUGGCCGUCCGCCAGAGAUCCGGCUCCUGUCGGCGCAGCCUGCUCUGCCGUGGGAGGCCCUGCCUGCUCGGCCACGGGGGAUCCGACUGGCUCAUCGGCCGGGUUCCUCCUGUCUGCUGGUGCCCUCCUCCGGACCCCCGCCUCCCGCCCGGUUCGCUCUUGAUUAG
Molecule: messenger RNA, 1275 nt
Organism: Melanotaenia boesemani (Boeseman's rainbowfish)
Lineage: Eukaryota; Metazoa; Chordata; Actinopteri; Atheriniformes; Melanotaeniidae
Product: vegetative cell wall protein gp1-like
Exons: 2
Coding region: 1-1275 (424 amino acids)
Source: RefSeq, a predicted model, not a curated record